GCCAGGCAGACGCUGCAGCUGAGCUGCGCGGUGGCUGUGGCAGGUUCGCGCCCGAGCUCUGCUAGCGACCCGUCCGACAACUUCCGGACUCUCAGGGAGAGCCCUGCCAUCAAGGAAGACAGCGCAGGACUGGGACCCACCCAUGAACCCUUCUCAGGACAACCCAACAGCACCAGUGGGGAUGUUCUCCUAAGCCGCAGAGGGCCUGGGCACGCCAUCCGUCCUCCAGGAAGAGCCAUGGUGUUAAUGCAGGGCAAGGGCAGCUCUCAGCAGUGGCCUGGUCUGGGAGGCGAGGGUGGUGGCACAGGUCCGUUAGGCAUGCUCAGAGCUGCCCUGCUGCUCAUCAGCCUGCCGUGGGGGGCCCGAGGGACAGCCAGCACCAGCCUCAGCACUGCUGGGGGUCACACUGUGCCACCGACUGGGGGCCGCUACUUGAGCAUUGGAGAUGGCUCUGUGAUGGAGUUUGAGUUUCCUGAGGAGAGUGAAGGCAUCAUUGUGAUCUCCAGCCAGUACCCAGGCCAGGCCAACAGGACGGUGCCCGGCCCCAUGCUCAGGGUCACAUCCCUGGACACAGAGGUGCUGACCAUCAAGAACGUGAGUGCCAUAACCUGGGGAGGCGGGGGUGGCUUUGUGGUGAGCAUCCGCUCAGGCCUGGCUGGGCUGGCCCCACUCCACAUCCAGCUCGUGGACGCCCAUGAGACCCCGCCCACACUGAUUGAGGAGCGGAGAGACUUCUGCAUCAAGGUCUCACCUGCUGAAGACACCCCUGCCACCCUCGGCGCCGACCUGGCCCACUUCUCGGAAAACCCAAUACUCUACCUGCUCUUGCCUCUUAUCUUUGUCAACAAGUGUUCGUUUGGGUGCAAAGUGGAACUCGAGGUUCUGAAGGGGCUCAUGCAGAGCCCCCAGCCCAUGCUGCUGGGCCUCCUGGGCCAGUUUCUGGUCAUGCCCUUGUACGCUUUCCUCAUGGCCAAGGUCUUCAUGCUGCCCAAGGCCCUGGCUCUGGGCCUUAUCAUCACCUGCUCGUCGCCUGGCGGCGGUGGGAGCUACCUCUUCAGCCUCCUUCUUGGAGGGGACGUCACCCUGGCCAUCUCCAUGACUUUCAUCUCUACGGUGGCUGCCACUGGUUUCUUGCCUCUGUCUUCGGCCAUCUACAGCCGCCUGCUCAGCAUCCAUGAAACACUCCACGUGCCCAUCUCCAAGAUCCUGGGGACCCUGCUGUUCAUCGCCAUCCCCAUAGCAGUGGGCGUGCUGAUCAAGUCCAAGCUCCCCAAGUUCUCCCAGCUGCUGCUGCAGGUCAUCAAGCCCUUCAGCUUUGUGCUCCUCCUGGGCGGCCUCUUCCUGGCCUAUCGCAUGGGGGUCUUCAUCCUGGCAGGCGUCCGGCUACCCAUCGUACUGGUGGGUAUCACGGUGCCCCUGGUUGGCCUGUUGGUGGGCUACUGCCUAGCCACGUGUCUGAAGCUGCCAGUGGCCCAGCGGCGGACGGUCAGCAUUGAGGUAGGGGUGCAGAACAGCCUGCUGGCCUUGGCCAUGCUGCAGCUAUCCCUCCGCCGCCUUCAAGCUGACUAUGCCUCCCAGGCCCCCUUCAUUGUGGCGUUGAGCGGCACCUCCGAGAUGCUGGCCUUGGUCAUCGGUCACUUCAUCUACAGCAGCCUGUUCCCAGUUCCCUGAGGGCUCUGGGUCAAGCUUUCAUCAGCCCCAGCCCCCACACUCCACCAAAGUUCUCAUGCACUAUGCACUCAGAAAAAUCCAGGCUUAUUUUUUUUACUGAUUUUUUAUUCUCCAGCUUUCAGUGCCAAAGAGGCCAAUGCUGAGUUAGGGAGGUGGGCACUGCCCAGAAAAUAUAUUUCAAUAAAAGAGAGAAGCAAGCUUG
Molecule: messenger RNA, 1873 nt
Organism: Nomascus leucogenys (northern white-cheeked gibbon)
Lineage: Eukaryota; Metazoa; Chordata; Mammalia; Primates; Hylobatidae
Gene: SLC10A3
Product: solute carrier family 10 member 3
Biological process (GO): bile acid and bile salt transport
Cellular component (GO): membrane
Molecular function (GO): bile acid:sodium symporter activity
Source: RefSeq, a predicted model, not a curated record